AUUUUGCUAGCUGUGGAAGUGGAGUGGUUGUGUUUAAGUAAAGAUUUAUUUUUCCGUUUAUUAUUAUAACUUAUUCUUAUGUUAAAAACAUUUUCCUUAAGAAGAUAAUGUAACAAUGUUUUGAUGAAAUAAGCCCGGUAGCUUAAAAAAAUCAUAUUGAGUUAAAAGUACGGUGAACUUUCAAACACCAUAGAAAAUGAUUUACGUUGGUGAAAGUUUAUUCUAAAAUGUUGCGUGCCAAAUCGUAAAGAAAUGUUUGGUUUGUAAUUAAUGUGAAUUAUUUUAUCGACUUCACAUGCAAAUCAGUUGUGACGAUUUCUCUUAUUUUGGUCAAGUCAAACAAUAAUAACCAAGAUGGCACUAAAAGUUGAACCAAAGAGCGAUCUGGAUUUUAUCCUAAGAAAUUUACUGGCCGGAGGUGUGGCUGGUAUGUGUGCCAAGACCACUGUGGCCCCAUUAGACAGAAUAAAGAUCCUAUUACAAGCUCAGUCAUCACAAUACAAGCAUCAUGGUGUAUUUGGAGGUCUUAUGGCAAUAGUGAAACAGGAAUCCUUUCUCGCUCUUUAUAAGGGAAAUGGAGCUCAAAUGGUCAGGAUAUUUCCAUAUGCAGCAUCACAGUUUACAAGUUUUGAGAUUUAUAAAACGUAUUUAAGCGGUCUAAGCAUACCUAUGAUUCAACAUGGGGACAAAUUUAUUGCGGGCGCUGGAGCAGGUCUCACUUCAGUGACGCUUACAUAUCCUCUUGAUACUAUUAGAGCACGCCUGGCCUUUCAAAUCACAGGCGAACACAGAUAUACAGGAAUUGCUCAUGCUGCGUCUACUAUGUUCAAAACGGAAGGCGGUAUACGUGCAUUGUACCGCGGUUUCGUCCCAACAAUGGUGGGUAUGGUGCCGUACGCAGGUUUCAGUUUUUACUGCUUCGAGUCACUGAAAUAUCUAUGUAUGAAAUAUUUCCCGACGUCCUUGUGUAGAAAAUGCGAUAGGAAUACUGGCGGCCUUGUCCUGUCAGUACCAGGCAAAUUACUGUGCGGUGGUCUAGCAGGAGCAGUUGCACAGUCUGUGUCUUAUCCACUAGAUGUCACCAGACGGCGGAUGCAAUUGGCGGCCAUGGACCCAGCUACGAAACAUUUUGGAAGCAUCGGUAUGUUUUCCACACUCGCGCAUAUCUACCGCGAAAAUGGUGUGAUAAGAGGAUUAUAUCGUGGUAUGAGUGUGAAUUACAUCAGAGCAAUUCCGAUGGUAGCUACCUCCUUCUCCACAUACGAGCUGAUGAAGCAGCUCCUCAACCUCGAUACUGGCAUGAAGGUAUCAUAAGGAUUAUUCUAUAAUACUUCCAAUGUGACAUUCAAUAAAUGUAUAUUUUGUACUUUUACGUCGCAAGUAUAAGUUUAUAUUAAUAAAGAUUUUAUAAUGGAUUGUGGAUACGACUUGUAUUCCAAAAUACAUUUAUUCCGUAAAUUACUAAGCGGUUAAAAACCACAAUACGAACGCAGAAUUUGUAUUUGUUUAAGGCAACAGGCCGAUAAGUUUUGGAGUGAAUUAAAUUCACGAUAGAAAAUAGAAAUAGUUUAAUGUGAUCCAAACAAAUCUCGAGCAACGCCUGGCUCUCUAUUCACAUUUAAUGUUCACUGGGCGUUAUUUAUCUUUAUUUAAAGAUUAUAAUUUGACAUAUAUUAAUUAGUAACAGGUAUGAUUGUUAUAUAUUGUAUGGGUUAGGGUAGAAAUAAUUAGGUUAAGUAAAUCAGUAUUUGUUUUGCUGUUUAUAAAAUUUAUUUGAAUUGGUUUCAACUGACGAUAAUCAUUUUGGUUCUGUUUUAAGUUUCGCUCAAUACUAACCGCGUUGGCAUUUAUUUGGCAACAAGUACUUAGAAUUGUCUUCAUUUUUUAUUCGUCAACUGGUUCUGAGCUGCUUAUUUAUUGUAUUAAUGAGCUUUAAACCAAAUUUAUUCAAAUAAGAACAAAAUAAAUGAAAAUGUAUAUUUAUACUAAGUAACGAAAUUGAAUAUAGAACAUAUU
Pieris brassicae (large cabbage white) is the source of this 2016-nucleotide messenger RNA. RefSeq names its product graves disease carrier protein-like. Gene Ontology annotation, biological process: transmembrane transport. The record is from RefSeq and is a predicted model, not a curated record. The transcript has 7 exons. NCBI's taxonomy places the organism in Eukaryota, Metazoa, Arthropoda, Insecta, Lepidoptera, Pieridae. The coding region runs from base 355 to 1314 and encodes 319 amino acids. Gene Ontology annotation, cellular component: mitochondrial inner membrane.